CUGUACACACAACUUCAGUGGGAAAUUUUCAGCUCGGAUGAAGAGACGGGCAUUAGCAAAAAGCUAUAUGCUAAGGAACAUAAAACAAACAGAAAAGAAAUAGCUUUAUAUACUGGAAACCUGUACAGGGAGAGCUGGGAUUUGGUGUUUGUAGCAUUUUCUUGUGAAACUGGAUGUUAUUUAUAUUUGUUUUCUGUAGAAGAGAGCUGAAGCAGCAGCAACGGGACAAGCUGGGCGCUGAGCUCGAGCCAGGAUCCCCACAAAAUAGCUGAAAUUCCAACUGACUUUACUGCCUCUGGGCUACUCUGGAAUCAAGUAAAAUUAGCAAACAUUCUGUGCUGCAAGGACACCCUUGUGAUGUCAUACGAGGGAGACCUAGAGCAGGCCGGCACUGGAGAGAGUUUCUGGGAGCCAGGGAAUUACAAAAGAACAGUGAAACGUAUUGAUGACGGCUACAAGCUGUGUAAUGAGCUGGUCAGCUGUUUCCAGGAGCGAGCGAAAAUAGAGAAGGGUUACGCCCUGCAGUUGACUGACUGGUCCAAGAAGUGGAGGAGCAUCAUUGAGAAAGGGCCACAGUACGGCACGCUGGAGAAGGCCUGGCAUGCCUUCAUGAAUGCUGCAGACCGGCUCAGUGACAUCCACACGGAGCUGAAGAGCCGCCUGGCUGUGGAGGACAGCGAGAAGGUACACAACUGGCAGAAGGAUGCCUAUCACAAGCAGAUGAUCGGGGGCUUUAAGGAGACCAGGGAGGCAGAGGACAGCUUCCGUAAAGCACAGAAACCCUGGGUCAAAAAACUGAAGGAUGUCGAGGCUGCAAAGAAGAGCUACCACCAGGCCCGGAAAGAGGAGCGUACUGCAUUAACUCGCGAGACCCAUGCCAAGGCAGACUCCUCCAUGUCCCAGGAGCAGGUGCGCAAGCUGCAGGACCGGGUGGAGAAGUGCACCCAGGAAGCUGAGAAGACCAAGGAGAGGUAUAACAAGGCUCUGGAGGAGAUCAACAGGUACAACCCCCGAUACAUGGAAGACAUGGAACAGAUCUUUGAGCUCACCCAGGAGGCUGAAAAGAAACGGCUGCAAUUCUUCAAAGAGGUCCUUAUGGAUGUUCACCAGCACCUUGACCUCUCCAGCAAGGACAGUUUCCGCUCCCUGUACCGAGACCUUAAUCAGACCAUUAUGGCAGCCAGUGACCAAGAGGAUCUGAAGUGGUGGAGAAGCACACACGGACCGGGCAUGAACAUGAACUGGCCACAGUUUGAGGAGUGGUCUCCUGAGGCAACCCGAUCGAUCAGUCGGAAGGAUAGAAACAGCAAAGCAGAGGAUGUUGUGACAUUGACCAACAUUGUACCCACUGGGGAGGAGAUCACACAGACAGCACAGGAGCUAAACAGGUCUAAUGUAGAGGAUGAUGGUAACCAUUACUGUGAGAGCUUAUCAGUGCAACCUGAACAAAUAAGCACCAAAGAUUACUCCUCGGACUGGUCCGAUGAAGAAAGCCCCAAAAAAUAUAUCGGCACCAAUGGUGUGGAGGAGGACGUGAAGGUACUGGGUGUGCGAGUAAAAGCGUUGUAUGAUUACAUGGGGCAAGAGGCAGAUGAGCUGAGCUUUAAAGCAGGUGAAAAGUUAAUGAAGAUUGGGGAAGAGGACGAGCAGGGCUGGUGCAAAGGUCAGCUUGAAAACGGACAAGUUGGACUUUAUCCUGCUAACUAUGUUGAGCUGAUUGGGUCGUGAUGAGCAGUUCCUGACGUUCUGCAGCCGUUCAUAUCGAGGCCAAUGCAGACUGAGAGACAAUAACUGAUCUUUGAGUCAGAGGGGAUUUUGACUCCCAACCCUGAAGCUAGUUCCAGGUCAUGUGGUUGAAGUUUUCUGAAUUAUACAAACCUAUUGAAUGCAAAACCAAAUAAAUCCAGCUAAUUCCAUUGUGAAGCAGGACACUUCUCAAGAAUGUUGCGUCAUGGAGUAUAACUAGCUUGGGUUUGCAGCUGCUUUUCGCGUCCUUGGACGUUAUCAGAUUCAGGAUUCGGAAGUCUAGUUACAACCUCUUUUGACAAAGAAAACAAAAAGUCGUAUACUGCUUUUACAAAGUCUGUAUGUAAAUCUUUGAAAAGCCUUGAUAUCGAAAACCCCAGUUACUAUCCGCGGUUUCUAUUGGUUUUUACUUUGUGUCUGUGUGUGAGUGUCACAUUCAUAAAUGUAUUUACAAGUAUCUGUCUAGAGAGGAGAAAUAUGUGUUCUUUCUAACAUUUUAUAGUAAUGUAGAUUUUGUUUGUUUGCUAAUAAACAAAUUGAAAGGCAGAAUGGUGCACUAGCCUUUAAUGCUUGUUAAAUAUUUCAAAUUGGAUUCUCUGGAUUCCCUACUGAACAGGUUUUUACAUGGAGAAUUUACAAGUGAUUUUGCACUGGCUUCAUCCCAUAGUCCUGUAUCAAAUGAUUAGUUCAAUAUACUGUUUCGUCCCAUACUGGUGUACCUAGGCCUUGGGUUCUUGACACUAAAGCAGUGGGUGCUGCUAUAGGGAAGCCAGACCUGCCUUUUGGCUCAAUGUUCAGUGCUAGCUUUAAUGUAGCUUUCAGGUGAGAGUUUUGGAAUUGCUGCUUUUGAGGAUUAAAUUUUGUCCUUGAACGUGUG
Molecule: messenger RNA, 2623 nt
Organism: Polyodon spathula (Mississippi paddlefish)
Lineage: Eukaryota; Metazoa; Chordata; Actinopteri; Acipenseriformes; Polyodontidae
Gene: pacsin3
Product: protein kinase C and casein kinase substrate in neurons 3
Exons: 12
Coding region: 358-1728 (456 amino acids)
Biological process (GO): cytoskeleton organization; plasma membrane tubulation; regulation of endocytosis
Cellular component (GO): endosome; plasma membrane; cytoplasm
Molecular function (GO): phospholipid binding; protein binding
Source: RefSeq, a predicted model, not a curated record